AUGGCCGAGCGGCUGUCGGAGGAGAAGAUUGCCGAAUUCAAGGAGGCUUUUUCCCUUUUCGACCGGGAUGGAGAUGGUUGCAUCACCACGAAGGAGUUGGGCACCGUCAUGCGCUCACUGGGGCAAAACCCCACCGAAGCGGAGCUGCAGGACAUGGUGGGGGAGGUGGAUGCCGAUGGCAGCGGCACCAUUGAUUUCCCGGAGUUCCUCUCGCUGAUGGCGAGGAAGAUGAGGGACACGGACAGCGAGGAGGAGAUCCGCGAGGCUUUCCGCGUCUUUGAUAAGGACGGCAACGGCUACAUCAGCGCGGCAGAGCUGCGGCACGUCAUGACCAACCUGGGCGAGAAGUUGACGGACGAGGAGGUGGAUGAGAUGAUCAAGGAGGCCGACUGCAACAACGAUGGCCAGGUCAACUACGAGGAGUUCGUGAGGAUGAUGACAGAGAAGUGA
Molecule: messenger RNA, 450 nt
Organism: Grus americana (Whooping crane)
Lineage: Eukaryota; Metazoa; Chordata; Aves; Gruiformes; Gruidae
Product: calmodulin, striated muscle
Exons: 1
Coding region: 1-450 (149 amino acids)
Biological process (GO): regulation of ryanodine-sensitive calcium-release channel activity
Molecular function (GO): calcium ion binding
Source: RefSeq, a predicted model, not a curated record